AUGUCAAUCCAAAACCGAAACGGAAACCCAAAACACAACACUCAGCCCAAGCAGCCGUCGGGGCAGUGUCUGCUGAUACUCAACCAUGACCUCAAGAACAUCAUUGACAACCGUGUGCCAGGAAACUUCGUCGAGCCCGAAAAAGGCAACGUCACCUACGUCCACGCCGUCAUCGUGGGACCCGACAACACGCCGUGCCAUGGAGGCUUGUUCCAUUUCGUGCUCAAGUUCCCCCUCGACAACCCAGCCUGUCCACCGCAGGUACGCUUCAUGACGACAGACGGUGGAAGGGUGCGCUUCAACCGCAAACUGUACAGCAGUGGGCUCGUCUCGCUCAGCAUUCCGGGCACUUUUGACGGACCUUCGUGGAACCCGGAGACGACCCUGAAGACGGUGGUGGUAUCGAUUCAGUCGUUGCUCAUCGAUGGGACGGGAGUUCGAAACUUGGCUUGA
Rhipicephalus microplus (southern cattle tick) is the source of this 453-nucleotide messenger RNA. Its product is annotated as ubiquitin-conjugating enzyme E2 Z-like. Lineage: Eukaryota; Metazoa; Arthropoda; Arachnida; Ixodida; Ixodidae. The record is from RefSeq and is a predicted model, not a curated record.